AUGGCUUCCACGUCCUUUGUACAUCAAAUUGCAACCACAUGGACGGCCUUGCCAGAUGGACUAUUCAAUCCUUCCUUGUCCCUAUCCAUACUCAUCACCUUGUCCUUCAUAACAUACAAAUUCGUCGCAAAAACAGACAAACUCAAUUUACCUCCCGGACCCAAGCCCCUCCCAAUAAUCGGCAACGUUCAUCAAAUGUUGCAUCAACGCCCGAUCGAAGUCAUGCACAAGUGGCACCAAGAGUAUGGCACAAUGGUAACCCUUCGGUACGGCCAACAACUAGCAAUCAGCGUUGGUUCCAUUGAUAUUGCCCAAGACCUGUUAGCGAAGCGAGGCGCCAUCUACAGCUCCCGACCGCGCUUCAUCAUCGCAUCUGAACGCAUGACCGUGGGACUAAACUCGGCAAUCAUACCAUACGGCAAGCAAUGGCAGAACCAGCACCGUAUCAUGAGUUCCGUGCUGGAUUCCAGUGCCGUCAAUCGAUACCGCGGGUUGGAAGACCUGGAAAGCAAACAAGCCCUCGUCGAGCUGUUAUCUACCAGUGACUUUGAGGCCACUAUACGCCGUUAUGCUGGUAGCAUCGUCAUGACGCUUGGAUACGGCAUUCGACUGGAAAGCACAGAUAACGACAUACCCGCAAAGCUUCUUGCGCUCAACGCUAAUCCAUUCGAGGCCAUUGGCAAUAGCUAUUACCGGAUGGUGGAACUCUUUCCUAUCCUCGACAAGCUCCCAGGUGUCCUGGCCCCAUGGAAACGCUUCUGUGCCGACGUGGAACGCCAAACCACCGAGUUCCAUAUGAAACAUUUUGAGACAGGCAAGUCAGCGACUACAUGGAACUGGGUCCAAAAUGCGUUACACUCCAACGCUGGGUCACAGAUUUCUUCCAAAGAACUGGCGUACGUCGUAGGAACACUUCAACAAGCCGGUUUCGAAGCUAUCCUUACAGUACUGCGGCUGAUUAUCAAGGCUGUUGUUCUGCACCCACAUUGCUUAGAGGAGGCUCAGCGAGAGCUGGAACAAGUUGUUGGGCCAGACCGGCUUCCCUCGUUUGACGACAUCCCUCACCUGCCAUACAUCAACGCAAUACUGAAUGAGGCUAUGCGCUGGCAACCACCCACCCCCUUUGCCAUACCGCAUGCGAUCACCCAGGACGACGAAUAUAUGGGGUACCAGAUCCCAAAUGGGACAGUCAUUAUUCCUAACAUUUGGGUCAUGUCGUUCAACCCGGAGGUUUUUCCUGAACCACAUGAAUUCAAGCCGGAACGGUGGAUUGAUAAUCCUGAACUCGAACAUAGCCCGUUUGGCUUUGGUCGGAGAAUUUGUCCUGGGAGGCAUUUGGGGUGGAAUAGUAUGUUCAUACUAUUGGCUCGGUUGAUGUGGGCUUACGAUAUCACUCAUGCGUACGAAGAUGGGAAGCGAGUUGAGAUUGAUCCGUGGGAUAUUGAACUGACGUUUACGGCGGCGUCGAGGCCAUUUAAAGCUUCGUUUCAUAUCCGAAGCCCCGAGAAGCAGGUGAUUAUAGAAAGGGAUUGGAAGAAUGUAUGUAAAGAUCCGGUUGAGAUUCUGGAGGAGAUUCAACAGAGGAAAGAUGUCUGGGGUUAA
Aspergillus sclerotioniger CBS 115572 is the source of this 1602-nucleotide messenger RNA. RefSeq names its product cytochrome P450. Gene Ontology annotation, molecular function: iron ion binding; heme binding; monooxygenase activity. The coding region runs from base 1 to 1602 and encodes 533 amino acids. The transcript has a single exon. The record is from RefSeq and is a predicted model, not a curated record. NCBI's taxonomy places the organism in Eukaryota, Fungi, Ascomycota, Eurotiomycetes, Eurotiales, Aspergillaceae.